Molecule: messenger RNA, 5919 nt
Organism: Trematomus bernacchii (emerald rockcod)
Lineage: Eukaryota; Metazoa; Chordata; Actinopteri; Perciformes; Nototheniidae
Product: rho GTPase-activating protein 29-like
Exons: 20
Coding region: 1504-5163 (1219 amino acids)
Biological process (GO): signal transduction; activation of GTPase activity
Cellular component (GO): cytoplasm
Molecular function (GO): GTPase activator activity
Source: RefSeq, a predicted model, not a curated record
UCUUGCCUUAAAUUCAGUAGCUGCAUAUGUUGUUGACAAGUGGGAAUGUGCCUGUCCACAAGGGGGUGUCUUACAUCAACACACACCCUGGUUGGACUGCCCCUAAUGGCCAGCUGGUAACACAAUACUGCCACAGUCACCGGGCCAGAGGAGGACUGAAAAGGAGAGGCUGAGAGAAGAAUGAAUCAGCGAGACAUCAGAGAUGAGGACUCAAAGGUUUGGAUGAUAACAGGCCUUGUGCAUCUCAGUGUCUUCAGAGUGUGUCGCCUCUUCACUCAUGUUGCUCUUUGAUGCUCAAAACACCUGGGGCAGUUCGGCAGCUGCCAGAAUUUAGUGGAAAAAAUCCCCCUCCCUUCCUAUCCAAACAUAUGGUUGUCGAACCAGUUUUAAAUACAUAUACAUGUAGUGUUGUUUAUGUCUUCUCUACAUUAAAUACAUGAUCUUUUCACAGACUCAUUGAAUCAAACUAGACCUGGACAAGUUUCUAUUUGUAGCCACAUUGUGACGGUGUCCUUUUUCCCCUCCUUCUUCUGAAAAACUGCAGGGAACUGCAAUUAAAGUGUCAACUUCCUCAACAUAUUGAAAUUAUUUCCCUGCUCUCAGUCCCCCUCUGUCUAGAGAAGAUGCUUGAAGCACAUUUGUUUACUACAAGUACAAGCCAACUUCUAUGUCAAAGGCAGGCAGUGUUUUUGUCACUAUGCUAUCUAAGAAAACAUGCAGUUUACUCAUAAUAAAAACUAUUUUCUCCUUGCAUAUACAUUUUCUUUUAAUUUGUCCUCACUUAUUAACCUAUAAUGUUUCAGUGUGUUUGUAACGGCCAAUAUCACACCAGUGAAAUUAAGCUACGUCAAGGUAGGAUUAUCAGAUAUAAAGACAUGCUCUUAACUCAUCAAAGACAUUUUUCAGGCACUAAUGGUCCCAGUUACGGCUCUACCGUGAGAAAACAAUGGCCCCUGUACUCGAAUGAUGCAGUUUCCAUAUUUCAAUCUUGACAAGGGGGGCAGAGCUCUGGAAUCAUUGUUAUGAGACGCACAGGAUGUCCUGAGGAAGAAGUCAGUGCAGAGUUGUACGCUAGCAUUCAGGGCCAGAGAGGUUCACUGCAGGGAGGCUUGCACAUCGGCUUCUCCCCUCUUCUGGUGUCUUCAAGAAUCUCCCUGGAUUGUAAGGGUUACCUCCCCAUCCCAGGAUGCCAUGACCCUUAAAUGCUUGGUCAUAGGUUGGAUAUUUACAACCACCCACCCACCACUGACAUGGAUGGAAUUUGCUCUAAUGAAGAGAAAAUGGAAGCACAAAAGCUAGAAAUCCGACUGGAACAUUUCUAGAGAUUUCUUCUUUUUUUUUUUUACUUGUCCCAGUUACUAGAAAAAAGGUGCAAGGUGACAGAGAGAAGGCAUUAACUUCAAGGAAGUGAACCCAGAAAACACACAGGCUAUAUUUGGCGAGAUACACACAUCCAUUGACACUUUGGCAUUCACUUUCGGCAAUGUAGUUUCUGACUUCCUUAUGGGAGAUGUGGACGGCGGCUCAGGGUUGGGGAUCACCCAGACCAGGAGAAGCAGGUCUUUUGACAAUCUCUCUUUGGAUCCUGAGGGAUAUUUGUCAGAGAAAAAUGACCUUGUGGGUCCAGAGGUGCCGCUUUCACGAGAGGAAGAAGUUGACUUGACCCUGCUGAAGAAUGACAGCGGCGUGGAGUCCGCUCUACUCUACGCCAAGGCCUGGUCCAGGUACAUCAAAGACCUCCUGGCCUGGAUGGAGAAACGGCUGGCCAUGGAUAUUGAGUAUGCCAAAAGUUUUUCCAAAAUGGCAGAGUCUGCUAAGACACUGGCCAGCCAACAGGACUACAUGCCAUUCAGUGACAUCUACGUUUCCACGUUCAAGAACGACAUUGAAUACAAACAGCUGCUUACUCAAACUGCAAUAGCUCUUCAGACCAACAAAUACAUACAGCCUCUUCUUGCCCGUAAGAAUGACCUCGACAAGUUGAGGAAAGACAUCAAGGAGCAGUGGCAGAGAGAGCAAAAGAAAAUGCAAGAGGCCGUGGCAACCUUACGUAAAGCACGAGUGCUGAAGGCCCAGAGGAGAGAGGAGUACCAGAAAGCCCACACAUCUACCAACCGCUCCCAGGAGGAUCAUGCUACCGCUGGCAACAAACAGCUGGAGAAGAAGAGGAAGCUGGAGGAGGAGGCUCUGCAGAAGGCGGAGGAGGCCCAGGAUCAGUACCAGAGCUGCAUGGCUGACGCAGGCGUCAGGAAGAUGGAUCUGGCCAACGCCAAGAGCACCAUCCUCACACAGAUCAGAGAGAUGGUCUUCCAGUGUGACCUCACACUCAAAGCUGUGACGGUGAACUGGUUCCAGAUGCAGCAGGCGCAGACGGUGUCGCUCCCUGCUCACUACCAGGCUCUGAGUGAGAGCUCCAAGUUGUACGAACCGGGUGAAUGCUAUGCCGAGUUCGUCCGGAACCUGCCCAAAAAUCUGCCUAAAGAGCGUCUGCACUUAGACUCCACCUCGUCUGACAAUGCCAGGUUUGUGUUCAACAAAAGGUCUGUGGGCAGCACUCAUUCCUCCCAUGGCAACCUGUCGCAGGCAUCCAUCUACUCUGGUGACGUGCUGAGCGGAGACGAGGUGGACUGUGCCCUUCACCGCUCUGCGAAGAUCAGCGAGCGCAGGUCCAACAGCAGCACCGACAUACCAGCGCUGAGAAGCCAGGCCACGUUGAAAGCCUGGGCCUCCGGUAGUCAGGGCAGCCAGGGCGGGAUGUGCAGCGACUCGGAGAGCGCGGGAGGCAGCAGCGAGUCCCGGUCCAUGGACUCCCCCACCGCCAGUCCAGGUGACUUCAAGCGACGGCUGCCGAGGACUCCGUCCACUGGCACCAUGUCUUCUGCUGAUGACCUGGAUGAGAGGGAGCAACCGUCGCCUUCAGACAACGGUCUGGCAGAGAUGGUGACGGAGACGGCCAGUUCUCCGGGUCCCUUCAGAAACGCUCAGAUGUCCAAAGCUUCUCAAACUCAUAAGCUGAGAAAACUACGAGCUCCAUCUAAGUGCCGAGAGUGUGACAGCCUGGUAGUUUUCCAUGGAGCGGAGUGUGAGGAGUGCUCCCUCGCCUGCCAUAAGAAGUGUCUAGAAACGCUUGCUAUCCAGUGUGGCCAUAAAAAGCUGCAAGGCAGACUGCAGCUGUUUGGUAUCGACUUUACACAAGCAGCGAAGAACAGUCCAGAUGGCAUCCCUUUCAUCAUCAAAAAGUGCACGUCUGAGAUUGAGAGUCGAGCCCUCAACAUCAAGGGGAUUUAUCGUGUGAAUGGAGCCAAAUCACGCGUCGAGAAGCUUUGUCAGGCGUUUGAAAACGGGAAGGACUUGGUUGAGCUGUCCGACCUCUCUCCUCACGAUAUCGGCAAUGUUCUCAAACUCUACCUGAGACAGCUACCAGAGCCCUUGAUCCUACAUCGUUACUACAACGAUAUUAUCGGCUUGGCCAAAGAGUGCCAGAGAGUGAUAGUGGAGGAGGCCGAUAAACCUAAAACAGGAGAGAAGGGGGGGGCCAGCGUCGGGCUCAACAGAGUCCUCUUCAAGAUCAGAGACCUUCUCCGCCAGCUGCCUGCAGCCAACUACAGGACUCUGCGCUUCCUUAUCGCUCACCUACACAAAGUGACGGAGCAGGCGGAGGAGAACAAGAUGACGGCGAGUAAUCUGGGUAUAAUCUACGGCCCCACGCUGGUGAAGCCCCGGCAGACGGACGCCGAGGUGUCCCUGUCCUCGCUGGUGGACUACCCCUACCAGGCCCUGAUGGUGGAGCUGCUGGUGCGCCACUUCCACGCGGUGUUUGACGUUUCACUUCUGCCCGGCUCUGACAACAUCACAUCCUGCCAGGCGUCCCCCAGACUCACCCCCCAAGAGAAGGUGCAGCGGCUCAGCAGACACUCCGCCUCCCUGAUGGAUAUCAAAGAGAGUGCCAAAGUGUACAAGAGAUACUCGUCAGUGAUCCCCUCCUCACACAUCAUGAAUGAGGUUCACGGGGUGCAGCCGGGGACCGACAGAACAGAGGACUCGGCCUCGGCCUCGGACAGACUCAACGGGGACCAGACCCUCGCUGAAGGAGACAUGCAGAGGUCCACCUUAGUGUUCGGCCGUCCCAGCUCCACCGGCCCCCCCACCACCGCUGUGGUACCAAAGGUCCAGCUCCGCACCCAGCGCACCAGACAUGUGUCUCGACCCAUCAGCAUGCCGCUAGAACGCCUGCCCGCGCCCGCCCACAUCAGCGAGAGGAAUUACCGUAACGCUGCUGCUAAAGAUGACUCCAGCUUCUCUGAACGCGUCUCUGAAUCUAUUCAGGAGAUACCAGAGCCAGAGAAAGCCCGCCAAAGUGGCUCGUCGAGAGUUAGCACCUACUACAUCACUCCUUUCAUGGACACACACUCCAUGCAGAGGAGAACGUGGGACAGGAAGUACAAGCACUAUGAUGUCACACCCAGGACUGCUAAGAUUGUGGCCAACCUCCCACCUGCCAGCACUGGAAUACAACCUGUGAAAGCAACCAUGCCUGUCACUCUUAGCCCAGCGCUAACCGCUACAGUUAGCCCAGCCAUAACCGCUAAUGUUAGCCCAGCGCUAACAGCUACAGUCCCUACUUCAAGUAGUGUGAGCAACAUGUUCUGCACCAUUCCCUACACAGUGUCAAAGCCCAUCUGGACUUAUAAAAGGGAAAAUGACUCUGAUAAUUCUGUCGGCGAGGCUAGCGGCUCGCCAAAACUCCCGCUAACGCUCAGGGCGCCGAGAACUCUGCAGCCGCCUCCUGGAACUUUCUACAAGCCCCCCGUUUCUUUUAACAGCAGGGCAAGGACGCUUCCCAACUGGACUACAACUGUUACCACGGUCACCACCACCACAACCACCGCCAGCCCCUCCGUCGCCCUCUCCACCACUGCCCAGGUAGUCUCCUCAUCCCCUGCCCUAUCAACGAGCCCCCCACUGACUCGGCUCCAGACUCAGGACUCCGUCGACAGCGACAUUGACCCCGGGGUCUCGACCUCUGCCAGCCUUUCCCCCCCACAGUCCCCCCCCCCCAGCAGCCCCGACGACCUCAGCCCCAGCGAGACUAAACCCGUGUACCAAAGACUUCGCCCUCGGCGGACGCAGGAGCUCGAACACAGAGAGGCACAUUUUGUCUGAAGCCAAAAAAAUCACAUAUUAUAUCUGUAAAUAUUAUUGUAUCUGUGCCAUAGUGUAUACAUCGGAAGACGUUUUUUUAUAAUACAAGCGAAGUGGGAGAAAUGUAGGCCUGUGAAAAUAAACCAUGAAAGUGUUAUAAGUACUAAUAUAUUGUAUUUUACAUAUUCAAGUCCAAAUGUCAACAGUGGUUGCUCUCCCAAGCGUUCAAAACAGACGAAUGCCAACAUUGAAUUUUUAGUGCUAUUAAGUUAUAAAUACAUUAAUUAUCAAUUUUUAUGUCAAAGAUAGGAAGAAAUGUGUCAACCACAACAUGACAUCUGUUUGUAAGUCUAUUAUUUUCCUUGUUUGAAUUGAACCUCUUAGUUCUUGUACAAUGUUUGAUUUGUUAUGAAAUUAUAUUUGAUGUAAUCACACAAUGCACUUAACGCAGGUUCAAAUUCUAAUGUGCCUUUUUAUGUUAGAAUUUGCUUAAGUUUUAUUCUCCAAUGAACAGAUGGAAGCAUUUUUAACAUGAGGUUUUUUUAUUUGAAAGAGUUCAACAUUUUAUCUUUCAAAUGAGUCCUUUGAUGCCUGUGAUUGGUACAUCUUUUCUCAGUAUGUAAACCUUAUGUAUCUGUUUACGUUUUUUUUAUAUCCAUUCAUACAUACUGCAUGUUCAUCACAGUAAUGUUGUUCCAUUGCAUUAUUGUGACCAUACAGAAAAAAAUGACAUGCAACAGUGAUUGCUGCAAAUUAAAAAUGUAUUUUUAAUUGUUA